Molecule: messenger RNA, 1734 nt
Organism: Symbiodinium sp. CCMP2592
Lineage: Eukaryota; Dinophyceae; Suessiales; Symbiodiniaceae
Source: the annotation of a GenBank genome assembly
AUGUCGGGCCAGGGAGACCAGCUGGACAAAAUGUCUGCUUUGCUGGCAGAAGUGGCUGCUCAGCUAGAACAAGUGAAGCUGCAAGGAUCACGGCGUGAAGAGCAGCAUCAAGACCUCACAGAUCGCAUGACUCAGUUGGAAGCACGCAUGGAUGCCCCACAGUCCUCGGCUGCCGUGCUCAUUCCGACUCAGCUGCAGCCACAGUCCUUCACAGUGCCGUUAGCACAGGGGGUAGACCUCAACGCCCCGGCCACGGUUGGGCAGUGCAUGGAGCUGGUGCAGAUGGCGAUGCAGCAGAAGGUCGCCCCUGCUCUGGGAGCCGUGAGGACAAACGAGCGAGUGAGCAACCUUGAGCAGCAGGUCCGGGCCCUUCGCAUCCGCACAGCCUGGGCCGAGAAGGACAUGCCCUUUGCUCAGAUCGAGCAGGCCAAACGUACCAUAGUAUGCCGCAACUUCCCCACGUGGCAGACGGAGGCGGACCGUCGCCUCACAGUGGAAAAGGCCCUUGCGAAAGCUGGGCUGUGGAACAUUGAUGGCAUGUGGGACUUGACCACGACACGCCUGGACACCGGCACUCCGGGCAAGCCGGAGCUCUCCGCCACGUCCAUCCUCACAGUCCCCUCCCUCACAAUCCGGAAGCGGAUCCUGGAGGUAGCGGACAGGGUGUACCCUUGGUACUUCCACCAGGAGAAGCCCGGGACCACGGACGAGGCGAAGGAUAGUUCCGAAGGGACGGCGGAGAAGACCACGGCAGAAUCCUCACAGGCAGCCGGGUCUAAGGAGGAAGCCAAGACCUACGAGUACAGGGGCGGCGGUCCCGUAAAGCUCUCUCCUGGAGUCACACAGUUUGAACGCAGGCUUGCUUCGCCGCUUCAUCAGGGACUCAUGAACGCCUACAGGGCGGCCUUCAGCAAGUUCGCCAAGGAGCCAUUGGUGCCGAGGUGGAAGACCUUGGCCCUGGUCGACUCCAAAGAGGCUUGGCUGGGCCGCAUCGUGUACCGUCGCGGUUCCCUCACAGACGACCUCCACAGGAACCCGGAGUGCGAGAUCCACAUUCCGGAGGAGCACGCCAACAAGCUCUUGGAGACCUGGCGCAGCAUCUGGUACGACCAAUUGCGACAGCAGGUCAACCAGACGACUGUCGAGCAGGAAGCUUUCGACAGUGCAGCCCGCCUCACAGCACACAACUACGCAGAGGCCAAGAGACUCAGCAGGUUCCUGACCAAGGCCAUCCCAGAGUACAACGAGGGCGAGGACGAAGGAUUGGAUGACUGGAUCGCCAGGUUCCGGUAUGAGUUCCCAUGGCCGGUGAAGUUUGUGCAAGUUCCACCGGAUGCCGAAGAGAGGACACACUUCACAGGACUCAGGUCCACAGAAGAACUCAUGGAACAGAUGGCGGCUCAGGAACAGGAGGCUGCCUUCACAGUGGACUCGGAGAGCGGAGGUGUGGGGGCGAUGAUCGACGUGGCCUCCCAAGUGAAGCGCACUCACAGUGAUGCCGCCUCCGCUGUCAGUGGCAUCAGUGCGGCCAGCAAUCCGAGCUCUGGGCUUCCUCCUCCACAGCCCACCAAGGCCAGGCCGAGCUACUACCCGUUCGGCUCACAGGCGGAGCUCGAGGGCGCGGUAGAGGAAGCCAAGAUCACCCACAUCAACAACGGUGGGGUCCCCACGGACUACUCACAGGAGGCCUGGGAGGCAUGGUGCAUCAAGCGCCGUGCUGCUGGCUCGCAGUGA